Lingula anatina is the source of this 1956-nucleotide messenger RNA. RefSeq lists its product as uncharacterized. The record is from RefSeq and is a predicted model, not a curated record. NCBI's taxonomy places the organism in Eukaryota, Metazoa, Brachiopoda, Lingulata, Lingulida, Lingulidae.
UUCAAGUCGCCAGAUUAAAUCUUAAGAACCUACAAGGGUAUUACCUUAGGUACGACUUUAAGCCGGUAUCUAUUUGGAACACGUUUUAAUUCCUGGAGGUGACUUCUAGUUUGAAGAUAUUCAAGAGCGAGACAGCAACAAGAAAGCACUGAAUUUGAGAGAACAACUUGGAAAGAUAUUACCCGAUAGAAAAAAUCAAGAAACAUAAGGCAAGAUAUGGUGAUUUUUGGAGAUACUUGGAUCAUUCUUAGCGUGCUGGUUGUACUGUGUUUUCAUCUCUGCACAGCAGCUCCAACGUUAACGCUGGGAGAAGUUUUAGGUGAUGACCAGGAGAGCGGUGUCAUUGUCAGGGAAUACCGCAUGAAGAGAGCGGCGUGGGAUGGUCUUUACUUCUUCCCUGAGGACUUAUUACCCAACGAUUACAAUCGAGACCGCGUUAGCAGCGACGACGGUCGGGCCAACCGCGAGAAGAGAGAAGUGGACGGUGACGCUGUAGAAGUGACCGAUCCUCACGUUGUAUCGGUUGUGAAAAGAAAAACGGGCCCAAACAGCGCUUCUCGCAUUGACCCUGGGGUAAUUCAAGUGUUUACAAGGAGCACUGAAUCCCCAAAGUUUACCAAGGACAGCAGUAUAGACCCCGCUGUAAUACAGGUCCUACGAAAAAGAGACAUCCCAGACGAUGAUUCAAAUAUUGACCCCGAAGUGAUUCAAAUAUUUAAAAGAAGCACUGGUGCUCUUUCUAAAUAUUUCUCCCGUCUUCGCCCCAUAGAUCCUCACGUGAUUUUAAUCCCAAGCAAAAGGUUCAGAAUGUCCAGAAUGAAUCUGGGAGAUGAAGGACUAAAAUCUAAAAAGAAAUCAGCCAUAAUGAGUCGUUUGGCCGCCAUCGACCCCGACGUUAUCCGCGUGAGGCGGGCAGCCAAGCCCGAGAAGGACGGUUUGUUCCACGCCGAGGGAUGGGAGAACUGGGGAUUCGUACCACACGAAGAGAAGACACAUGGAAACUCACGACAACGACGGGCGACGGAAAAUUCCGAGGACGAACAAGACGGACUUUUUCAUCCGAUUGGAUGGGAGCGUGUGCCAUUUUAAAUGAUAAGUUAUUAGUAUUAUUUUUAAGAAAUAGAAUAGGAGGCAGAUUAAGUAGAAGAAAAGUAUUAGUCGAAGUAGUAGAGUUAGAGGUACAUGUAGAAACAGUUUUAGAAAUCUUAAUAUAACGCAUGAGUAAUUCCUUCCAAAGACGAAUUCAUAAAAUCAGGGAACUGACGAUGUGUAGGGAUAUCAAACAAUUCUAAUAUUCCGUAUUUAUUAAAAAAUACGGUGUUGUUUUCAAACCAACAAUCGAAUAGGAAUCUCUUAUCCGACUAAGUCUGCGGAAUAUCUUUUGGCAGUACGACGAGUCUCGGCCGGGCCUCUCAAAAAUGUGGACAUGCACGGAAGCUCUGUUAAAUCAUACCCAAUUUAUGUCUCUCUCCGUGCAUGGAAACAUGGGCUUCCGUGAGCCAAGUUUUAUGUUUCCGCAAUUCAUUUAUUUUUUGUCAGUUGUCCUUACGGUCCAUUGGAGUUAAGGCUAGCGUUUGUGACAGGAGAUUACUCAUAUACAGUGCUGUAAUGUAUAAUAUUCAUAAGUGUAUCCAUUUAAUUUAUUGCAACGGUUUUUUAUUUAAGUUAUUGUAAUUGACGUAAUUUAUUGUGAAAAUUUCACGUCUUCGUCCAACAUGUGUGGUAUUUAUUAAUAUUUUAUUCAUACUCUCUUAACUUAUUCGUCUUUAAGACAAUUCUUAUUUAACGUGGUUGUGACGUGUUUAUUAUAUACUUUUUUUUUGUUGCUAAAAACAACACAUUUUGACUGUGAUAUUGCCUACGAGAGAGACCUCCUCCAAGAGACAAGUCUCCUAAUAGGAAGUGAACUGUGAUGAUUUUUUUUUUGUAAUUGAAUACGUACAGUAUUCGAAAUAA